UAGUCAACGGAAAGAACCAAAAAUUUUGUGUACUUCUCCGCAGCCUAAGUCUGACCAAUUGCUUCUUGCCUUCUUCCCUUCACCAACCUAAAUCCAACUACAAGAAGGGAAGACGAAGAAGAAGUGAACAGGAAGCUUCUCCAUGACACGUCUUCCCCAAAAUAACCCCAUUUUUUUCAACCACCGGCAACUCGAAGCUUCCCUUCCGCGAGGGCGAUGAAGUAAUUUACGCAAUGGAGGACACUUAGAUCGUGGGAAGGUGGUGGUUCCGCGUCUCCGUCCCCAAUCUAAAUAGCACCUCCAUCCCUUCUCCCGCAAUUAACUUCCCAUUUCUCUCUGCUUUACGGCAAUCAACAUUUUUUUUUCCAGAUCGGGAGAAAGCAGAGAUCUAUAUCAAUGGCGGACUGCAGACCACUGGGUUUCUUGCUGGGACUCCCGUUCGCGUUGGUAGCGCUGGUUCUGUCUCUUGUUGGCGCCGUCAUCUGGAUCAUCGGGUCGGUACUGAGUUGCCUGUGCCCGUGCUGUAUUUGCUGUGCUGGGUUGGCCAAUUUCGCCGUCGGGCUAAUCAAGCUGCCGGUCAGAGUACUCCGAUGGUUCAUCGACCAGAUCCCUUGUUGAUCGGCCGUUCAUUUGCUCGUUCCGGUUCAUAGUUUUUUCUUCUUCUUUUUCUGCAGACAUGCUUCUAUUUCUUCUUUCUAAUUCAUUGAUUCAUUGUCUUCCUGUACUGAGUACUGUAAUUUCCAUCAGAUAGUCGUAGAAGAUAAUAAACGAUGCUCAUUUGGUGAUUCGUUGUUGGUUCUUUGUUCAACGAAACGACUGGAUAUUUGGGCCGCCCUUUGCGUAAAAGGCCCAUUUUAAUAUGUAGUAGUAGUAGUUUUCCCUUUGUUGUGGUUGACAAAUUGGUUGCUCAAAUCACUGAAGACGACGAUCGAGGAUGGCGCGUUGUAUUUUUUUCUCCGAGAAAUUCGAUAGUUGUUCGUAAUUUUAGUCGCAAUGCAAGUAGAGCUUAUCGAAUGUUCAUGGCACGAUAGGUAUCGCGCAGUCAAUUUUUUACUGUCGAUUUGGUGUUUGAUUUUAGCUGACAUGCUCGAUGAUUGACGAAAAGUCUCGGAACUAGCAAUGCUCUUCCCUUGUUCGAACGAAGUCUAUCAGAAACUAUCAAUUUAACGGUGCAAAAUUGUAUUUUUCAUAAUAUUCGUAUACCUUGUCAAACAUAAAUGAUGAUAUUAUAUAUGAUUGGCACGGUUCGUACCACCUAAAGGUUUAGAUCAAUACACAAUCCUAUACCAC
This is a messenger RNA of Linum trigynum, 1290 nucleotides long. The record is from the annotation of a GenBank genome assembly. Lineage: Eukaryota; Viridiplantae; Streptophyta; Magnoliopsida; Malpighiales; Linaceae.